Molecule: messenger RNA, 2056 nt
Organism: Populus nigra (black poplar)
Lineage: Eukaryota; Viridiplantae; Streptophyta; Magnoliopsida; Malpighiales; Salicaceae
Product: abscisic acid 8'-hydroxylase 2-like
Exons: 8
Coding region: 403-1863 (486 amino acids)
Biological process (GO): sterol metabolic process
Molecular function (GO): monooxygenase activity; heme binding; oxidoreductase activity, acting on paired donors, with incorporation or reduction of molecular oxygen
Source: RefSeq, a predicted model, not a curated record
GAAUGACUAAGUAGCAAGUAGUAUAAGAAUUAGUUGUUGAAAUUGAAGAUUUGUGUGCGGCAAACGUUGAAUUCAUAAGGUAUGAUAUGGUGGAGGUAUUCAUCGCGUGAGCCGUACAUCAUCGUCCGGAAGAACGUGUCCAAAGAGAAACAGUAGUAUCAAGUCAAAAGGGCGAAUGGAAAAUUAUUGUAAAGGAGGGGCUGAAGAGAAAGGUGCUCCAUAAACGCGGUGACGCCUGUCCCUUCUAUAUAAGCCCCACAACUUCACCCCAUUAGCCUCUCCCUCUCUCUAAGUCACCACUACGAGCACCUGUUCAAUUUAGCCCCUGCCACAUCUCUCUCUCUCUCUCUCUCUCUCCCCCCCUCCACUUCUUUCUGUAGUUAACUGUUCUUUAUUACCACCAUGCAACUUAGUUUAUCAACACCUUUUGCUUUUGCAACUUUACGAUAUUCUCAGGUUGCUAUUGUGAUGGUACCAGUCCUGUUCUGCUGUUUUUCGCUGUUGCUUCUUUUUCUUCAAUGGCAUCACCCCAAAGACAAACGCCUACCACCUGGAUCAAUGGGCUGGCCUUAUAUUGGAGAGACACUCAAGCUAUAUACCGAGAAUCCAAAUUCCUUCUUCUCCAAUAGGCAAAAACGGUUUGGAGACAUAUUUAAGACCCACAUCUUGGGAUGCCCUUGUGUGAUGAUUUCAAGUCCAGAAGCAGCAAGAAUUGUUCUAGUGACACGGGCUCAUUUGUUCAAGCCUACAUAUCCGACCAGUAAAGAAAAGAUGAUAGGACCAGAGGCUCUGUUCUUUCAUCAAGGGCCCUAUCAUUCAAGACUCAAGAAGUUGGUGCAGGCCUCUUUUUUACCCUCUGCUAUAAGAGGGUCUGUCUCAGAGAUCGAGCAAAUUGUCCUCAGACUUCUUCCCACUUGGAAGAGUAACACUAUUAAUACUUUGCAAGAAAUGAAGAGGUAUGCUUUUGAUGUGGCAAUGAUUUCUGCCUUUGGUGCGAAACAAGACAUGGAAAUGGACGGGAUUAAGCAUCUGUAUCGGUGCCUGGAGAAGGGAUAUAAUUCUAUGCCUCUGGAUUUACCAGGAACACCCUUCCACAAAGCAAUGAAAGCAAGGAAGCUACUCAACGAGACAUUGAGGAAAUUGAUACAGAAGAGAAGGCAAAGCGGGAGACGUGAAGGAGGAUUGCUUGGAGUGUUAUUAGGAGCUAAAGAUCACGAGAAGCUGAAUCAGCUUAGUGAUUCUCAAAUUGCUGAUAAUAUAAUUGGAGUGAUAUUUGCUGCUCAUGACACGACUGCUAGUGUCCUGACAUGGAUCUUGAAGUACUUGCAUGAUAAUCCAGAUUUACUAGAAGCUGUCACAAGAGAACAGGAAGUGAUUAGAAGCAAAAUAGUAGAGGCAAAUCGAGGGCUUACGUGGGAGGAUACAAGGCGCAUGCCGUUGACUAGCCGGGUGAUCCAAGAGACGCUAAGAACAGCAAGUAUACUGUCUUUCACGUUCAGAGAAGCAGUUCAAGAUGUUGAGUUUGAAGGCUACUUUAUCCCCAAAGGUUGGAAGGUUCUUCCUCUCUUUAGAAGCAUUCAUCAUUGUGCAGAUUUUUUCCCUCAACCCGAGAAAUUUGAUCCUUCAAGAUUCGAGGUGCCUCCGAGACCUAACACGUACAUGCCCUUUGGCAAUGGAGUGCACUCCUGUCCAGGAAGUGAGCUAGCCAAGCUUGAGAUGCUCAUUCUACUGCACCAUCUCACAACCACUUACAGGUGGCAAACAGUGGGAGACGAGGAUGGUAUACAGUAUGGCCCUUUCCCUGUGCCCAAACUGGGGCUACCUAUAAGGGUGAACCGCAGGAACAAAGCAGCAACAUCCUGAUUGGAUAGAAAUCGGAUUCUCAACCGCGAUCGGAGCUGUUUCAAUGAGGCCAAAAAAAGCAAAAUGGCCCCAUUGAGUUUCUUCUUUAAAUUUUCUCUUUUGUUUGUUUCCCUCUAGUUUUAUUUUGGUUGUUAAAAAUCGUUGUUGGGGAUCCUUAAUUUGCUAAUUUGAUGGGCUGCGUAUGGUUUGUUAA